Sebastes umbrosus (honeycomb rockfish) is the source of this 3037-nucleotide messenger RNA. RefSeq names its product endoplasmic reticulum oxidoreductase 1 alpha (gene ero1a). The record is from RefSeq and is a predicted model, not a curated record. Gene Ontology annotation, cellular component: endoplasmic reticulum membrane; endoplasmic reticulum. Bases 11 to 1582 code for a protein of 523 amino acids. The transcript has 15 exons. Gene Ontology annotation, biological process: protein folding in endoplasmic reticulum. Gene Ontology annotation, molecular function: FAD binding; thiol oxidase activity; protein-disulfide reductase activity. Lineage: Eukaryota; Metazoa; Chordata; Actinopteri; Perciformes; Sebastidae.
AGUGCUGCUGAUGAACCUGUCACGUAGUACACGUAGCGGACUGAAUGAGGAAAUACCAGGAAGUAGAAGUUGGCAUGAGAUCACCGCCUCCACCCAGAUCCUCCUGUUGAACUCCACCAGAGAGUCAGUCUUUCGUCUUCUGUUCUUCUGUUCAUCGCCUACAGACCUACAGACAGUCUGCUGCUGGUGGAGUUUUCAGACGGAGGUCGGUAUGAAGCUGGUGGUCCUCGUGCUCCUCCUCCAGGUGCCCAGAUGUGCAGACAGCAGGUGCUUCUGUCAGGUCACAGGAGAUCUGGACGACUGUGCUUGUGAUGUGGAAACUAUCGACGGCUUCAACAACGACCAGCUGUUCCCCAAACUUCAAACUCUGCUGGAGUCGGACUACUUCAGGUUCUACAAGGUGAACCUGAACAAGGCGUGUCCGUUCUGGAUGGUGAGCAGUCACUGUGGUCUGAAGGACUGUGCUGUGAAGCCCUGCUCACCUAACGAAGUACCAGAGGGGAUCAGAUCCUCCUCCCACAACAAGUAUUCAGCAGAAGCUAUCGAGCGGCCGGUUGAGUGUGAGCAGACGGAGCAUCUCGGAGCUGUAGAUGUUUCUUUAAGUGACGAGACCAGAGAGGCUCUGCUCCGCUGGAGGAAACACGACGAUGAGGCGGAACGCUUCUGCGUGGUCGACGACGAGGACUCUCCGGACUCCCAGUACGUGGACCUGCUGCUGAACCCAGAGCGCUUCACGGGCUACAGAGGACCAGAGGCCUGGCAGAUAUGGAACAGCAUCUACGAGGAGAACUGCUUCAAGCCGUACUCGAUCAAGCGACCGCUAAUUCCCAACUCUUUCCACAGCAGCUCAGGAAAUGAAGCGAAGACCUUCUACAGCUGGCUGGAAGGUCAGUGUGUAGAGAAGAGGGCUUUCUACCGGCUCAUCUCUGGCCUCCACGCCAGCAUCAACAUACACCUGAGCGCCAGAUACCUCUUGGAUGACAGCUGGUUCCAGAAGAAGUGGGGUCACAACGUGUCGGAGUUCAGACAGCGUUUUGAUUCGGAGCUGACGGACGGCGAGGGGCCCAAGAGGCUCCGCAAUCUCUACUUUCUGUUCCUGAUCGAGCUGCGAGCGCUGGCCAAAGCUCUGCCCUUCUUCCAGCAGCCGUCAGUCCAUCUGUUUACCGGCAGACCGGAGGAGGACCGGAGGCACAAACAGCUGCUGCUGCACAUCCUGCAGCUGACCCGAUCUUUCCCUCUACACUUUGAUGAGACGUCUCUGUUUGCUGGAGAUGAAAAGGAAGCAGCCAAACUGAAGGAGGACGUCAGACUGGCCUUCCUCAACAUCUCCAGGAUCAUGGACUGUGUGGGCUGCUUCAAGUGUCGGCUGUGGGGGAAACUGCAGACUCAGGGAUUAGGAACAGCACUAAAGAUUUUGUUUUCAGAGCGACAAAUUGAAGCUCUGCCCUCGUCCAGCGUCCAGCGACCCAGUUUCCAGCUCAGCCGACAGGAGAUCGUUUCCCUGCUCAACGCCUUUGGAAGGAUUUCUACAAGUAUCAGAGAGCUGAAGAACUUCAGAUCGCUGUUAUCAGAGGAGCGUUGACGAAGUGGAGGUCGACUCUUCAGUUUCAGUCCUGCUGAAUUUAUCAUUUAAACCUCCAUCAGUUUAACCUGAAGUGGCAGAGGUGGAAGAUGUACUCAGAUAUUUAACUUGGGUAAAAGUGGCAAUAUUGCAGUGUAAAAUUGCUCUGUUACAAGUAAAAGUCCUGCAUUCAAAAUCUUAUUCAAGUACAAAAAGUACAAAAGUAUUAGCAUAAAAAUAUACUUAAGUACCAAAAGCAAAAGUAUCAAUUAUGCAGAAUGCCCCAUUUCAGAAUAAUUUAUAUUAUUGGAUUAUAAUUAUUGAUGCAUUAAUUUGUUCAUCACUUUAAUGUUGCAGCUGGUAAAGUUGGAGCUAAUUUUAACUGAUUUUGUAUACUGCUGGCUAGUUUAACCUAGAAUAUUAGCCUACAUCACAAUUUAUUAGUUGAUUUAUAUUUUAAUUGAUAAUCUAAAUCUGUAAAGUAAGCAUAAAAUGUAAAAUAAAUGUUAAGUAUAAAUACCUAAAAAUUUUACUUAAGUAAAGUACUCGCGUAAAUUUACAUUUCACCAGUACUCAGUGGCGAUUUGGAGUUUAUUUUUCUGGAAAGAUAAAUGUGGUGGCAGCUUGUUAUAAACCUUCCUCACCACUUCCAGCAGGGUGUAAAGAGUUCUGACUCAUGUAGACUACCAUGUCCAACUUCCACUUGGCCCUCUGAAGACACUCACUCUCCUUUUUCAGCUAUCCAAUUGAUGAGGGUCGUAUUGUGAGUGAAAAGAAGUUUAUUCCACGAAAAUAAAAAUAAAUAAAAAUGUAUCCAUACAUGCAAUGAUGGACUAUGCUCCCCAUCCAGUUCCACUGAAAAGUAACUUGCACUAAUCACACAAUUAAAAGGGACAAAUUGUCCAAUAGCAGGGCAGACUAGAGGAGCACAAGUCUUAAUAGGGCAAAACACACACCAAAGAGUCAAAAUGCAUCAAAGCCCAUUCUACAACAUGUAACUAAUUAUUUUAAUUCUGAUGCAUAUCAAACAUUUUGAAUGGCAUAACACAAUGUACUUAUGCAAAGAGAAUCGAAUACAAAAAACUGUAGAUAAUAUAUCAUGGCUCUCACAAAAUUGAAAUUUGACGUUUUGACACGUUACACUUCUGGUAAUAUUUUAUAUUUCCUACGAUAUUAUUAGGGCUUAAAGCAUUUUGUAAUAUUUGCAGCUAUUAGGAAAGGCUGAAGAGUGUAAACCGCUCCAAUGUAAUAUUUUUAGGAAACUUAAAACAUGCUUUUUAUAUACAUAUAAAAACGUGUCAUUUCAGAUGUUUCUGCUGCUUUACUCAAUCAGACAGACAAUAUGACAGCACAGUGUUUUAGUGGUUACGCUGGUCCAGAAGAGGGCGCUGUUUGUAAAGAUAACUGCUUUGGAAAGUCUUCAUUUAAUGUAAACAAGAAACGUGCGGUGUGUUAAAGUGAUGACCUGCAUUGGAA